Molecule: messenger RNA, 1401 nt
Organism: Choloepus didactylus (southern two-toed sloth)
Lineage: Eukaryota; Metazoa; Chordata; Mammalia; Pilosa; Megalonychidae
Gene: MS4A2
Product: membrane spanning 4-domains A2
Exons: 7
Coding region: 75-797 (240 amino acids)
Biological process (GO): cell surface receptor signaling pathway
Cellular component (GO): external side of plasma membrane; plasma membrane; Fc-epsilon receptor I complex
Source: RefSeq, a predicted model, not a curated record
ACAGUGUGUGAGGGAGCCCACCCAGUCCUGAGGUAACAACUUUCUUCAUCCAGGAAUUAUCUAGUUAGUGGAAAAUGGACCCAGAAAAUAUAAGCAGAGCUGACCUUGUUCUUCCAAACCCAGAAGAACCCUCCAGCAUUGAACUCUCAGAAAUAGCUCCCCAAGAUGAGACCAUACAGGAGAAGGUCGCACUGUCCCCACCCCAAAGGACAUGGCUGACGUUCUUGAAGAAGGAGCUGGAAUUUCUGGGGGUAACACAAAUUUUGAUUGGUUUGAUAUGCCUUUGUUUUGGAACAAUUGUCUACUCCAUGCUUAAUAUUUCAGAAUAUGAACCAGCCCUUUUCUCAUCAUUUAAAGCAGGCUACCCAUUCUGGGGAGCAUUAUUUUUUGCUAUUUCUGGACUUUUGUCAAUUAUCUCUGAAAAGAAACAUGCAACAUAUUUGGCACGAGGAAGCCUGGGAGCAAACAUGGUCAGCAGCGUAGUGGCAGCGACAGGGAUUGUCAUCCUGAUCAUCAACCUAAAGGGGAGCUCGGCGUUUGCCUACAAGUGCCAGGAAUUUUAUCGCGUCGGCGUUUGCUUCGUGGUUUCUUUUUCCAUAGAAAUUGUGGCGAUGAUCCUGUUUCUCACUAUUCUGGGGCUUUGCAGCGCCGUGUCACUCACCAUCUAUGGAGUUGGAGAAAUAGUCGAAGGAAAUAAGAUUCCAGAAGAACGUCUUUAUGAAGAACUAAACAUAUAUUCCCCGAUUUACAGUCAGCUGGAAGACAUAAGGGAAGAAAGUUCUCCUCCCACUGAUUAAUAAGAAUCUUGUGUCCAGGACAUUCUGAUUCAGAAGGAUCCAGAAAGCCAAGGUCUUUGUUUAAGGGGUUACUUUCAAAAGCUCUAUACUCUCCAUGAACUGCCAAUUUUACUUUAAGAUUUAUUACCCCAAAUGGCAGUGUUUUGUUUUUGUUGUUUCUGUUUAUAUAAAUAUAACCCCCUCCCAUUUCUAGUUACUAUGCUAUUUUUCUUGUUUUCUAUUACCAACUCACACUUCUAUUUUCUGGGAAGUCAGCAUGUAAUAAGCAGGCAUUUACUGCGUGCCUAACUGUAAAUAGGGCGUACAAGGGGAAGGCUGGUUGAAAGAUGGGUUAAACUUUGACAGAUUGAUAAGAUUUUUUUGUUUGCACUUUUUAGAGUUCACAAUAGCUUGCAGAUGUGCAUGAUAUAUGUCCACCUACUAGACUGUAAGCUCCUUAAGGGCAGGAUCCAUUCAACAAGUAUUUUCUGAAAGCUGAUAAAGUGUUUGAGUUUAUACACACUUGUCUCCUUCAUACUGUGUAGCCCCAUAUUUCACAUACAGUGAGUGCGCUGUAUGUUUAAAUGGUGGAUGGAUGAAAUUCAGGGAGGAUAUCCCACCAGGA